CCAACGGUCAUAUUUUCUGGCUAGGGUUUCUGAAACGUUUCUCCUCUUCAUCCCUAACCUCACCUCACUCAACACACCCAUAUAUAUAUAUACCCAAUACCUUACAUUUUCUACUCAAUCACACUUUCCCAAUACAUUUCUUUCUGCAAAUCAUUCUCAGAUCACACAAUUUAUCAAAACAGCUUGUUUUGAAUUUAAUCGCCAUGGAUUUUCACACCCUCAACAGGAGAGAGCUUCAAGCUCUGUGCAAGAAGAACAAAAUCCCCGCUAAUCAAACCAACAUUGCCAUGGCUGAUGCUCUCCAAGCUCUUCUUCCACUGGUUGAAGGAUUAGAGGAGUUCUUGAGUCAACCCAGAUCUGAUGAUGCCCAGGUUGAUGAAGAUUUGGUUCUUUUGUCACCAGAUCCCAAAACUUCUUGCAGAACCUCUACAAGAACCCGAAAACCAGUAUUGCCAGAACCCGAAACCUUGCAGCCAGGGACUCGAACUCGACGGGGAACUGUUGCUACUCCUGCAGCUAGGAGUACUCGUGGAAAGGUUCCAUCUUCCACUGUUAAGGAUCAGAUUUCGGUGCAGAAAACCGCAGCUUAUAGCACUAGGCGCUCGGUUAGAACACUUGAGAAAACCAUGGAGAAUUUGACUCUUGCUUCUAGCCGAAAGUCCAAGGAUUUCUCUGAAGAGAUGGCUGAUGCUGCAGAGAAAAUGGAUGCUGAGAUUGAAAAGGAAGUUUCAGAAAAAACCCAAGAUUUGAAUGUGUCAAAUGAGGUAAAGGAAGUAGCUAAUGAUAAGGAUAGUUUGGUUGAGAUAGAAGUGAAGGCUUUGGUUGAACAAUCUGAUGAGACUAUGGAUGUUGAAGUUGAGGCUAUUGAUGAAAAGGAAGUAAUUGAUGCCCCACUUGCCAAGGAAGAUUCAAUUGAAGAAAAAGUAUCACUUGAGGAUUCAACAGAAGUAAUUGAUGCCCCACUUGCCAAGGAAGAUUCAAUUGAAGCUCAAGAGUCUUCAUUUGAUGAGUCAAAUGAUGCCAAUCGAGAUUUGGAAUCUGAGUCUGUAGUUGCUGAAAUUGCUGAAGUGAAGCCCCACAGUAUGACACUCAGUGGACCUGAAAUGCAUGUAUCAGACGAAGAUUUCGAUGGAAAGUUCGAUUUUGAAUCUGUAUCAGAAUCUAAAGAACUAUCUUCUGAUGUUGAACCCGAAGAAGAGGAAGAAGACGAGUUGAGCGAUGAAGACAGCACAGAAGAAGAAGAAGAAUCUGAGGAGGAUGAUGAAAUAACUGAAGGUGAAUCAUCAUCAGAAGAAGAAGCAGAUUCCAAAGUUUCUUUGUCAACACCAUCAUCAAUGGUCUCAGCUGCCAAACUUUCUGGGCAAUUUCCUCGUCCAACCAUUUCAACAACACCCCGAAAAUCAUCAAGCAAGAAACAAGCUGUCAUUCAAAUGAUUAUGGAAGAUGACAAUAGCAGGGUAUGUGAGAAUGAGGUUCUCAAGACAAAUGAGAAUACAACUAAAGAGCAGAAAAUUAUAUUUUAUGAAGAGAAGAGUCUAAGGCAGCUACAGAAAAUUCUCAAAGAAAAACUAAACAACCAAAAGAAUAAGCAAGAACUAGAGAAGACCACAAGAGUGCCAUUGCAGACAAUGCCAGAGAACAACAACAUGGCUGUGGAUGAAACUCAAAAGGGAUAAACCAUGGUUUUGCCUCCUUUUGCAGGGUUUUUGUUUCUGUAUUUUCUUCUUGAGGGAUAUUAUCUUCAAUGUCAACCUCUCUUUACUAUAUAAUAUUGUGACAAAGUGAUGAGCUUUUCAAA
Messenger RNA from Cannabis sativa, 1798 nucleotides. RefSeq lists its product as uncharacterized. The transcript is spliced from 5 exons. Lineage: Eukaryota; Viridiplantae; Streptophyta; Magnoliopsida; Rosales; Cannabaceae. Bases 204 to 1676 code for a protein of 490 amino acids. The record is from RefSeq and is a predicted model, not a curated record.